AUGGUUGACAUCAAUUUACAAAGCGACAAUGAAAUACCCAUAGCCGACAAUGACACUGAAAAUGAACCGGAAUCAAUAGUCAUUGCUUAUCUUCGCAACAAAGAUACACUUCGUGAGAAUGAUGAAAUUUUUACGACCAGAAAAAAAUCAUCAUUGCUUGAAAAUGUGCCGAAAAUGGAGACAAUACUUGAGGAAUUAUCAGAAAAUUCGCUGGAUGUUCAUAUUCCAUCAUACCCUGGAUCUCCUCGAUCUCUUAAUGUUGGAUCUGGUACAUCUUAUACAUCUGACAUUCACCAAGACAGUCGUAUUAAAGAAGCUAUUGAGUUUCUCCAUCAAGACAAAGAAUUUUUAGUAGCAGCUGAAAUCGGAAAUGAUAAUUUAUUAGCAAUUUAUAUAAGAAGAGGAUUCGCCAUUCAACAAGUUGAUCAUCUCGGAAGAAAUGCGCUUCAUUUAGCAGUUUGUUCCGGAAAUUUGCGGGCUAUUAAGUUACUCUUAGAUUCUGGUGUAGACCCAAACGUAAAAGAUAACGUUGGAAUGACUCCUCUCUCCCUAUCAUUAAUGAGAAGACCCUCUUUGUUAGUAGCUUCUUUUUUAUUUGACCACGGAGCGAGAAUUAUGCAAAGGUCUAAUCCUAUGGACACUGGCUUAUUUAUUCAAUUUGCAAUGAUGUGCACGCCAACACUAGAAGAACAAAAUAUUCUGCGUCUUCUCGUUUAUAAGGGAGCUGUUAUAAAUGACCCUUAUGCUCCCGGUGGCCGACAAGCCCUCCACUUUGCUGCCAUGAGUAACAAUAUCACUUUAAUAAAAAUCCUUGUAAAACUUGGCGCCGAUAUGUAUAUGACAAAUCAUAGAAAUGAAACUCCAAAGGACACGGCUGCAACCUUCAAAUGUAAAGAAGCGUAUGAACUCUUAUUGCAGCUAGAAGAUAAGGAGCUUACAAUAUCAAAUUCAUCUACUACAUUUAAUUGGUAA
Molecule: messenger RNA, 972 nt
Organism: Vanessa tameamea
Lineage: Eukaryota; Metazoa; Arthropoda; Insecta; Lepidoptera; Nymphalidae
Exons: 5
Coding region: 1-972 (323 amino acids)
Biological process (GO): positive regulation of transcription by RNA polymerase II
Cellular component (GO): nucleus
Molecular function (GO): protein binding; transcription cis-regulatory region binding
Source: RefSeq, a predicted model, not a curated record